Aspergillus brunneoviolaceus CBS 621.78 is the source of this 1285-nucleotide messenger RNA. Its product is annotated as dual specificity protein phosphatase family protein. The transcript has a single exon. NCBI's taxonomy places the organism in Eukaryota, Fungi, Ascomycota, Eurotiomycetes, Eurotiales, Aspergillaceae. Gene Ontology annotation, biological process: regulation of ERK1 and ERK2 cascade; negative regulation of SCF-dependent proteasomal ubiquitin-dependent catabolic process; negative regulation of protein binding. Gene Ontology annotation, molecular function: protein tyrosine/serine/threonine phosphatase activity; F-box domain binding. The record is from RefSeq and is a predicted model, not a curated record. Bases 218 to 1171 code for a protein of 317 amino acids. Gene Ontology annotation, cellular component: cytoplasm; nucleoplasm.
UCUCUUUGUUCUCACGACUCAAUGCUUUUGGUUGAGCUUCAAAUCAGAACUGUUCCAUUCUCCACUCUCCCGACACAAUCUAACCCCCUCUUCUUCUGAUGGCUGUGAUCACGACUUGAGAACAAAACAAGAGAUCAACUGAAACAUUCAAAACAAAAUUCAGAAUCGCUCACUAGGUUUCUCUCUCCUGGCCCAAAGGCUUAGGUCUCCGGCAAGAAUGGCACUGACAUCGUCCCUGGCGGAGGACGCGACGUCCCAAGGUGUCGGUGCUCGGUACACCCCGAAUCAUGAGUACAGCCUGGGAACUCGCAGGCAGAAGACCGACCAGCCCACGGUGUCUUACGAGGAAUUCGAUGUUGAAGCCCAUGCACCCGUCAACGCCGAGAACCAUGCCUUCCAGGCGGGCGAAUUCGUGCCUGACGGAUUCUUCAACCGAGUUGGUCCUUUGUGCUUCACCAUCCCACCUCCAAUGUUUCAGUGGUCCUACGAGAUGCGCCGGCAAGCCCAGCCGUUGCUACCAUUUCUCUACCUGGGUCCCUGGAGCUGCCUCGCCGACCGCGGCCGACUCGUGCAGGAGGGAAUUACACUUCUCUUAGCCGUGCGGGACAAGCGACUCGCCAUGGCCAGCCUGAUCAGCGGCAGGCGGGCAGCGGAAGCUCUGCAGAUAGAAGACGGCACCGUUGACUUCGCAGACAACCAAGAACUUAUCACGAUGCUGCCUCGACUCAUCAACCACAUCAACGCUCAUGUCGCUUCAUUCCCCGCCACUGAGCCGAGCGGCCAUGCCCGGAAGAAGGUCCUGCUCUUUUGUGAGACGGGGAAUGGUCCGUCGGCCGUGGUUGCGAUCGCGUACCUGAUGGUGAUGCUCAACAUCAGUCUGCCGCAGGCACUGCAGUAUGUCUCCGCGCGCCGGUUCUGUAUCGACAUCGAUGAUCCGGCGUCCCAGCUGUUGUUGUCCUUCGAGAGCAUCCUCGAUGCCAAGCGGGAUGUCGAGGAAGCUAGACGGGCGAGCGAGGCAAAGAAUACUCCGGUCAGGGGUGCGUGUAGAAAACGGGAUGCCGGUGAAUUCGAUAUGGUUGAAGAGGAUGGUUACGCUAUGGGGUUGGAAGCGGGGGAGGCGGCGGAUGGGAGCAGACGACCCCUGGCUCCCUUUGAGGAUCGGUCAGGAUGACAUACAUGGAUGUGUUUCGCGGGCAGAAGAUAAGAUAUCAGAAGAUGAUGUCAAAAGAUGUCAUGGCUCAAUGAGAACGUUUCCCCGAAAUCUCGCUAGUAUUUGUGUGUGUGU